Erigeron canadensis is the source of this 1370-nucleotide messenger RNA. RefSeq names its product fructose-1,6-bisphosphatase, cytosolic. Gene Ontology annotation, biological process: fructose 6-phosphate metabolic process; gluconeogenesis; fructose 1,6-bisphosphate metabolic process. Lineage: Eukaryota; Viridiplantae; Streptophyta; Magnoliopsida; Asterales; Asteraceae. Bases 217 to 1239 code for a protein of 340 amino acids. Gene Ontology annotation, cellular component: cytosol; cytoplasm. The transcript has 12 exons. Gene Ontology annotation, molecular function: fructose 1,6-bisphosphate 1-phosphatase activity. The record is from RefSeq and is a predicted model, not a curated record.
GAUUUUGUCAGCCGAUGAAAUUCAAUCUUUCAUAAUAAUAAAUAAAUAAUAAUAAAGAAAUAUGAAAGUGGCCUAUUGUUAAUUGUCAAACAAAAUAAUAAAUUGAAAGAAAUUAAAAAAGGUAACAACGUGUCUUCUGUAUCCAUAUCUAUCUAUAUCUAUAUAUCUAUUGAUCGAUCGUUAACAAAAAAAGAAAAGUAAGUGAAAGAAAGGAAGAUGGAUCACGCCGCAGAUGCAUUCCGUACGGAUUUAAUGACAAUAACGCGGUUUGUGUUGAACGAACAAUCCAAGCACCCGGAAUCACGGGGUGAUUUUAGUAUUUUGCUUAGUCACAUUGUUCUUGGUUGCAAAUUCGUUUGUGCUGCUGUUAAUAAGGCAGGUUUGGCAAAACUCAUUGGACUUGCUGGGGAGACCAAUGUUCAGGGAGAAGAGCAGAAGAAAUUGGAUGUUCUGUCGAAUGAAGUCUUUGUGAAGGCUUUGGUCAGCAGUGGCAGAACGUGCAUACUUGUAUCUGAAGAGGAUGAAGAUGCAAUCAUUGUGGAACCGUCCAAGCGUGGAAAAUAUUGUGUAGUUUUUGAUCCACUGGACGGGUCCUCGAACAUUGACUGUGGUGUUUCCAUUGGAACAAUUUUUGGAAUUUACAUGAUAAAAGAUGGCGAUGAGGCACGCUUAGAAGAUGUGUUGCAGCCUGGAAAGAAUAUGCUAGCCGCUGGAUAUUGCAUGUAUGGUAGCUCUUGCACGUUUGUGUUAAGUACUGGAUCUGGUGUCAAUGGAUUUACUCUUGAUCCAUCUCUAGGAGAGUUUAUACUCACCCACCCGGACAUCAAGAUCCCAAAGAAAGGAAAGAUCUAUUCAGUUAAUGAAGGAAAUGCUAAGAACUGGGAUGGUCCCACCGCAAAGUUUGUGGAAAAAUGCAAGUUCCCAACUGAUGGUUCAUCGGCAAAGUCUCUAAGAUACAUUGGCAGUAUGGUUGCUGAUGUUCAUCGCACCUUACUGUAUGGAGGUGUGUUUUUGUACCCUGCUGAUAAGAAGAGUCCCAAUGGGAAACUAAGGGUUCUCUAUGAGGUCUUCCCCAUGUCGUUCUUGAUGGAACAAGCUGGAGGACAGUCAUUUACCGGAAAGGAACGGGCACUUGACUUGGUUCCGAAGAAGAUUCACGAUAGAUCUCCAAUAUUCCUUGGAAGCUAUGAUGAUGUUGAAGAAAUCAAGGCACUGUAUGCAGCUGAAGAGAAGGCAUAAAGAGAGUCAAGUAAGGCAACAUUUACCCAUCUCCUUGUUGUCCUUGUGCGGUUGUUACUUUGUCAAUUUCUGUCCAUAAAACCAUGUUACUUUCCUUCAUAUUAUUUGUAAUAAAAGCUACCUUAUAUGCA